AUGACCGCGAGAUAUGAUAGGGCGAUUACGGUGUUUUCUCCAGAUGGACAUUUAUUCCAAGUCGAAUAUGCUCAGGAGGCUGUCAAAAAGGGAUCAACUGCUGUUGGUGUAAAAGGUGCAGAUUGUGUAGUGCUUUGUGUAGAGAAGAAAGCUACAACUAAGCUCCAAAACGAUAGGACCGUUCACAAAAUCUCUCUUCUUGACGACCAUAUUGCGGUCGCUUUUGCAGGCCUUACGGCUGAUGCAAGGAUUCUUAUUGAUAGGAUGCGCAUUGAGUGCAAGAGCUACCGUUUGACGGUUGAAGAUCCUGUUUCUGUGGAAUAUAUUGCUCGACACAUGGCUCAGUUGAAACAGAAGUACACCCAAAGCAAUGGCCGUAGACCGUUUGGAGUGUCCACGCUCUUGUGCGGUGUAAAUCAGGAUGGUUCAACUCACCUUUACCAGACUGAUCCUUCAGGAACCCAUUUCGAGUGGCUGGCGAAUGCAAUCGGAAAGAACUCAAAGGCUGCGCGUGAGUUCUUAGAGAAAAAUUACUCAGAAGCUGCCGUCACAACACAGGAAGGUGCUAUCAAACUGGCCGUUAAGGCUUUAUUUGAAGUUGUACAGACCGGUGCAAAGCACAUGGAACUGGGAGUAAUGAAGCGACGGCCCGACUGCAAACCCGGAGAGUCCAUUGCAGAAUGGAAGAUGCUUACGUCGGAGGAGAUUGAGGAAUACGUGAAGGCUAUUGAGCGGGAGCGUGAGGAGGAGACGGAAAAGAAAAAGCAGAAGAAGGAUGCUUCUGCUGCCGGCAGUAGCUAUUAG
Hydatigera taeniaeformis is the source of this 804-nucleotide messenger RNA. The record is from the annotation of a GenBank genome assembly. NCBI's taxonomy places the organism in Eukaryota, Metazoa, Platyhelminthes, Cestoda, Cyclophyllidea, Taeniidae.